Podarcis lilfordi (Lilford's wall lizard) is the source of this 11700-nucleotide messenger RNA. The record is from the annotation of a GenBank genome assembly. NCBI's taxonomy places the organism in Eukaryota, Metazoa, Chordata, Lepidosauria, Squamata, Lacertidae.
CAAAGGAAAAAGCUCCAGUCAUCCAAAAGUCGGAUAAAUACUACUUAAAACUGCUGCUGCCCAUUACUAGUGUUAAAAGAAGGGAAGAAAGGGGAACAAUCUACAAAACAGGUAUUUCUCUAAAUAGACAUUUCAUUAAAGUGCAUGUAUUUAUUUCAAACAGGUGAAAUAACUUCCAAGGUGGCAUACAUAUAUUCCUCUUUAUGGAGUCACCACCCAUAUCAAGGAAUGGAGGAGAGAUUUGAUUCAGGUCUCCUUUGAAUUCAAAUCUAUUAAAUCUGAACUUUCCAAAACAAUAUGAAAAGUGAAACGCAGCAAUCCUUCACAAUUCGCAGUUAUGUGAAUUUUGUCGUGCAACUCACAACCAGUGUUUACAUAAGUGCAAAUGUUAAGGGAGAGAGCACUUAAACAUGCAUUUACUGGUGAAAACAAUGUAAUAACUAAUAUUAAAUAAUAUUAUGUUAGGAUAAAUUGCUUGCAAAAAUUUGUACGUUAGUCGAAACGGUGUUUAUUAGGAUAAAUUUGUAAUAAAAGGCUGAUGAAGUUCUGCAAAGGUUGUUUUCUAAAUCGUGAAUUGCUGCAAAAUCUGGAGAACUGCAUUUAAGAUUUGCAAAAUGAGAGAGGACAAAAACUUUAUAAAAGAAUGGGGGAAAUUUGUAAGUUACUUAGGAGACCACUGUAAGCAGAUGGAAACAAGAGCAGGAUUUUUAUUUCACUUGUAGUGUAAAAAUUACCAUGAAUAAUAUGUUUUGAUAUAAAAAUUGGAGUAUGGAUGAAUAUGCAGUAGUAGAUGUUUAAAACGAGACACCAUGGAGGAGAUGGGGGGAGGGGAGUCCUGAGAUCCAGAGAAUCUCUCUAUAUAGAUACAUUUUUUAUUCUGUUUAUUUAUACUUUGCAUUUGUAAAACCAAUAAAAAUGAUUUUUUUUAAAAGAUUGCAAAAUGAGAAACUGAGAAAACCAAAAUUGACAGGUCCUUCCAUCCCUACCCACAUCCCACAGUUCUCCUAUGUAACAGAAGAUACGACAUGGCAAAUUAGUGCUCCACUGAACAUGUUCUGCACCUUUGUGCAUUCCCUCUCCUACUCUCUCUCUCUCUCUCUCUCUCUCUCUCUCUCUCUCUCUCACACACACACACACACACACACACAGUGAUGGAUCAGGAAUCCAUUUUUUAUCUGCUUGAUCAUCAGGCUUUAGGCAAGACUGCCAUUUUACUGAAAAAUUAGCUCACAAUCUGCAGUUAGGGAAAUUCACGUCAUGUCUGAGUUGCACGUGUCGUCUCAAUUAAUUAAUCAACUAAUUAAAUUAAUGUGAGAGCUUCAAAUGGUCUGAGUUCAAUUUCAGGUACCUGUUAAAGUGGAAGAAGAUCGGAAUUUUGAUCUUCAUACAUGAAAACAGGUGUUCACGCAAACGGUCUUUCCUUCACUGUAGGUGAAAGUUCUGCUACCAACGGGCAAUGAAGCCACAUUCAGUUUUGAUGCUCUACCUAGGAGUGCUGCUUCUCCCUGUAUCUGAAGGUGAGAUUAAAGUGCCUCGUGAUCUUGAUGUGAACUCAUCUCCUGACACAUCACGUUGACUUUUUACUAUAUUCCCGCAGUGGUAUAACUAGAUAGUUUUAGAACAUGGACUAAGUGGUUUGAUUUGCACAACCCUUUUAGACAAAAUCUUUGCCCGGACAUGGUCCUGUGUUAACUGAAGGUUAUUGGUGAUAACCUGGGAAAAGGGCAGGAAGUAGACUCAUCCUUUCAUCUUCCCUGGAGCCCAGCAGGCGGGGGGCGGGGAAGCUAAGUCUGCAGUUGAGACAGAGGCCAGAGCUGUAGGAUUCCCAGGGAAUGAUGAAGGAACCAUGUUUCUCCCCAAUGGAGGAAGCAGGGUCUACUGGGGUAGACUGAACUGUGAAACUAUGCUUACGACCCACUUCUGCAUAUGUAAAUGAAUGAAAGUACUACAAAAUGCCAGUGAAUUUUCCAUUGCCUCAAAGGAAACAGAACCGUAGUACAUUGCGCCCAGAAAUUCCUCACUGCUCUGGCAGUGGGGAGUAUCUGGGAGUAAGGUUUGGGGUUAUGCCUCGGUAAGUGGCUGUAAUGAUGAAGUACUGGGAUUGACUUGAUGUUGAUUGGAUGCAAGCAGCCUCUAAGGAAAAUUUUGCAUUCCCCUCAAUAUUGUUCCAGGCCACCCAAAUCUCUGCCAAGCAGUAGCAGGAUUCCGGGUGUCUUGGCACUUAACCAGGGUUCGUGUUUCCUUGGGGGAAAAUGAAGCACAGCAGAGAACCUGUACCUUUAAGAAUGAUGGUUUACUCACACACCUGAGUUUAUAGAGAGAGUUCAAAGCAUUUACAUCUCCAGAAUGGCUUGUCUUUUCCAGCAGCACAGCAUUGGAUUCACAGGCGUCUUAAGCGCCAUGCCCCUGUCUCUCUGUCACAGCCUGCUCCAGCCAGCCAUCAUAGUUGCUUCCCAUCAGUCCCCACGCGAAGUUCUACCCAAUGUCUCCUUCUCCUUCUCCGCAGCACUUGCACAAAACAGCGCUUUCCCUUCCACUUCCAGUAUCCCACAGCCCCAGUCGCCCUGGCAACACCUGUUUCUCAGGCCCACUGUAAGACACCUUUUCUUCCUGUUGCUUACAUCCGGCCAAGGGCAAUCCUACCCCAAAAGCUCUAAUCAGCCUUUUGCUUCUUCAGUGAUCCAUCCCCAGCAAGUCAUUGCCAGGCUGCUAAAUUCAUGAGUUUGAGUUAGCUCAAAUUCUAACACUUAACUGAAUGUAGAGCUUAUGGGGGAUCUACCACCACCCCCCCAAAAAAAAUCUCAUUUAGGAAGACAAUAUAUAGGAAUACUAUAGUAUUAACCUGUUGUUAAUGUGUCUGCUUUGCAAGGAAUAAAACCUGACUGAGCCAUUUUGAAAGUGCUUCAGAGGAGUAGCCUUGCCAACUCUUCAAUUCCCACCCUAUUUAGGGUCUUCAUCUUUUAUUUAAAAAUGAUUGGGGGUGUUUCUCUUGGGGUGUCUGAUUUCGUACUUUUUUCCUUUAAAAAAAAAUAUAUAUUUAUUACUUUUCCAAAAAAUUUAAACACUAAAAAAAAAUACAAUACAAUACAUUAAACUAACAAACAAAACAAAAACAAUAAAAUAAAUCAAACAAUUUCAUUAUCCCAUCAUUCAUUCACUUAUUUCCGCGACCUCCUCACACCUCCCUUUUUGUUUUCCACUUCUGUUAAUUAUUUCAGCAAUUCCUUUCCAUCUUCCUCUGUUUUCUAUCCUAUAAUUAUCUUAACUCAUUCUAACCUUAUUUUUUCCUUUAAUACUCUAUUAAACUAUUUGUACUUAAUUCUUUAUAACAUUUCUGCUAAAGCCAUGUAACUUCAUUCCAACAUUUUUCUAACAUUCAUUGAUUUUGCAGUAUUUCUGUAAAUACUCUUUAAAUUUUUUCCAAUCUUCUUCCACCAACUCUUCUCCCUGGUCUCGGAUUCUGCCAGUCAUUUCCGCCAAUUCCAUAUAGUCCAUCAACUUCAUCUGCCAUUCUUCCCGGGUGGGUAAAUCUUGUGUCUUCCAAUAUUUUGCGAUGAGUAUCCUUGCUGCUGUUGUUGCAUACAUAAAGAAAGUUCUAUCCUUCUUUGACACCAAUUGGCCGACCAUGCCCAGGAGAAAGGCCUCUGGUUUCUUCAGGAAGGUAUAUUUGAAUACCUUUUUCAUUUCAUUAUAAAUCAUCUCCCAGAAAGCCUUAAUCCUUGGGCACGUCCACCAAAGGUGAAAGAAUGUGCCUUCAGUCUCGUUACAUUUCCAACAUUUAUUAUCGGGCAAAUGGUAGAUUUUUGCAAGCUUGACUGGUGUCAUGUACCACCUAUAAAUCAUUUUCAUUAAGUCUUCUCUUGGGGCAUUACAUGCCGUAAAUUUCAUACUGUGAGAUUUCGUACUUUUUUCCAGGCAAUGGGCUUCCGGAGGUCAAGUCCCGCGAACGCCGGUUCUUGCUGGGAAACGUUCUUGAUUGGAACAAGCGUCCUUCCGGGGACAAUGAGGUCCCAGCAUCCCGCGACUCCUCUGUGGUCGAUCCAGAAUUGUUUUGUCAAGGUGGCUGCCUUGAUGGCUGGAUAAGUUACCUGGGCCAGUGCUACAUGUUUGUUCAGAAACGAGAGACGUGGGAAGAAGCUGAGGUAGGAGCAUCUUCAAAAUGAAGAUUUUCUUGGGGGCUCAUCUUUAAUAAAUAAUAAUAAUAAAUUUUAUUUAUAUCCCACCCUCCCCGGCCAAAGCCGGGCUCAGGGCGGCUAACAAGAAUAAAAUAAUACAACAUUCUAAAAUCAUUUCAUUAUAAAAUUAAUUCAAAUCAAAUUGAUGGCAACCAUUGGGCUAGAGUUCUGUGAAGAUUGCCAAAGGAGGGAGUCAGGCUGUGCCCUGGCCAAAGGCCUGGUGGAACAGCUCUGUCUUGCAGGCCCUGCGGAAAGAUGUCAAGUCCCGCAGGGCCCUAGUCUCUUGUGACAGAGUGUUCCACCAGAUCGGAGCCACAGCCGAGAAAGCCCUGGCUCUAGUUGAGGCCAGCCUAACCUCUCUGUGGCCUGGGACCUUCAAGAUGUUUUUGUUUGAAGACUGUAAGUUCCUCUGUGGGACAUACCAGGAGAGGUGGUCCCGUAGGUACGAGGUUCCUAGGCUGUGUAGGGCUUUAAAGGUUAAAACCAGCACCUUAAACCUGAUCGUUUCCUUCCUUGCUUAGACUUUGUGCUGCAUAAAACUCCUGCUGCCUGCAAGUCCCUGUUACGCUCCUCCCUUCUUAGGUUGCAGAAAAGAAGCAAGUCUCUACUUUGUUUUGUUCUUCAAGCAUUUUUACAAAAAAUACACAUGAAAAAGGGAAAGGGGGCUGUGGCGUUCGAGUUAAUUUUAAGUAGCACCCAGGACCUGCUGUGGGAUGUAAAUGUUCUUGAAUCAGCUGGAAAGAGUCGCCAUGGUGCUACUAAAUUCAGAGCAUAUGUAAUGAUUAAAACAUGCAAAACAGUCACAUCAACCUAUUAACCCUUUCUCUCUCCCCCAGUACGACAUCUCCAUAAUGAGUGGGCAAACACCACAGGGGCAGUCCUUCCCGCCUGCCAAAGCAUCUUUCUUUCCUAGAGUCCAGAGGCAAAACACUCUGAGGAAAGGAAGAUGGUGGCCACGACUGUUGGGAGCUUCAGUUUGCAGCAGUGUAUCUGCGGGUGGCGCUUGUUGGGAUACUGCCAGGGAGACAAAGUCCAUCAUGGCCCCCAAGCCGGCUGCCGGACGAUCCAUCGAUCUCCCGUAGAUACAGUAUCAGCAAUUAGCGACACGAGUUUCUAGAAAUAGCUUGCCACAUUCCAGAGCUCAUGCACACUCUAUCAGCAGAUAGUUCACAGCAGAAGUUGCACACAGGAGAGCAUUAUUUACAAGUUUUAUUCAGCGUUGAUCAGAACAAAGAAAAACAUGACUGCCUGCAUCAGUGUCUCCAGACACAGCAAGAAAACGAAAGCAAUAGGAAACAUUAACAUCCUGUGAACAGGAAAUGCGCUGACUCUGUGACUCACAAAGCCUGCUCCCUUUUAAGGUGGAACGGAAAUAUCCUAACAACGCUGUGGGUUAAACCACAGAGCCUAGGACUUGCCAAUCAGAAGGUCAGCGGUUUGAAUCCCUGUGACAGGGUGAGCUCCCAUUGCUUGGUCCCUGCUCCUGCCAACCUAGCAGUUCGAAAGCACAUCAAAGUGCAAGUAGAUAAAUAGGUACCACUCUGGUGGGAAGGUAAAUGGCAUUUCUGUGUGCUGCUUUGGUUCGCCCGAAGCAGCUUAGUCAUGCUGGCCACAUGACCCAGAAGCUGUACGCCGGCUCCCUCGGCCAAUAAAACAAGAUGAGCACCGCAACCCCAGAGUCGGCCACGACUGGACCUAAUCUUUACCUUAUCUGCAUAGUAAAAAGGAAAGGAGACACAAAGGAAAGAUUAUGCAGUGACUGCUGCUGACGGGGUGCUGUCAUCCACCCCACCCUUCAUGUCAGGCCCUGGACCUGUGCCCCCUAAUGGUACCAUUGGGUGGCAUAAAAGUGGCCCACUCAGUCUCCUGUAAGGGGUCGUUUGUGUUUCUGUGACUCACUGCCUCCAUAUUAUUUUGCCCCUGUUGCAUAAAAUGGUGGUCAUUUGCACGGAGAUACUCAUGCUGAUUCUUCAAUACAAAAUCCGACGGUAGCAUUUCCUGAGGCAUUUUCCACACCUUCUUCAGUUGCCUUCCCAUUUCCAAUUUACUUUCCAGAGAACUUGCCAGCGCAAAGUCACAGGUGGACAUCUGACUAGCGUCUCAAGUGCAGAACACAAUGACUUCCUUGUAAGUCUGGCGACUUACCACGGACAACAGACGGCCCAGUUCUGGACAGGAGGAAGCCACAAAAAGGCAAGUCCAAUUAGCACAACACUAAAAAUGGUAACUCCACACCACUCUGGAGAGAAGAAAAAAUACAAUAGUACCUCUGGUUAAGAACUUAAUUCGUUCCGGAGGUCCGUUCUUAACCUGAAACUGUUCUUAACCUGAGGUACCACUUUAGCUAAUGGCGCCUCCUGCUGCUGCCGCGCUGCCGCCACAUGAUUUCUGUUCUCAUCCUGAAGCAAAGUUCUUAACCCGAGGUAUUAUUUCUGGGUUAGCAGAGUCUGUAACCUGAAGUGUCUGUAACCUGAAGCGUCUGUAACCCGAGGUACCACUGUAUACGGCACAGUUGCAUUACCAAAGCAAAACAUGGCACUUAAAUGUUUUGCAGAUACAAUUUUUACCAUUCUAACUCCUCUACCCAGAACUCUUUCCAGUGCUAUAAGCCUGAGGGCUCGUUCACACUUCUGCUGCUCCCAUGCUUUCUAAACACAGGUUCAAGCGGUUUUGCCUUUGCACUCUUUAGUGAUAAAUUGGAACAAACAGCAACCCACAGAAAACCUAGUUGCUGUUUGCUCUGAUUCAGCGCUCAUCUCAACCACAGGUUUCCCAAGGGAAAGCAGUUGGGCAAACAAAAGUGUGGCUAAUUAAGAAAGAGCUGUCAAUCCUUUCCAUGUUCUGAUUGAUCUCUAGGUACUUCAUCACCCCUGUUCUAUAGGUGGUUCCCCCUCAAAAUGAGGGGCAGGACGAUGCGAAUUUGGGCACAGACACAGUGUGCACACCACACAUUGCCUUGCCAAGUCAUUUCCCCCUUCCCUAUACCACAGGCCAGGUGUGGGGCAGGUAAAUAGCUGGCUCAGCCUGAAAUAUACUCAGAGUCAAGUGUGAAUUUCAUGCUCUUUAUUCAGCUGGUAGGAGCAAUGAAUGAAACUUUCCCCAAAACGUCUAGCUAUAUAUACAUUAUUUACACAAUGGGCCCCGCGUGAUUGGCUAAUUCCGGGCUGCUCCUGCAGGCCAAUCAGGUUGCUGAUUCACUUCCACCUGGAGCUGGAUUGGGUGGCUCCUGCGGACCAAUCAGACUGCUGCAUUCUGGAUCCUAUUUUUCCAGGAUUCAGCUCAGUAAAUAACACAGCCCAAAUGGGGCAAAGUACAAUCCAAGGCUGCUGGAUCUUGUGGAGCCCUUUGCUGAGCACUCUGCAAGACACAGCAACCAGCUGAUCACUGCUGCUUUGCAGCCUGUGCCUCUGCCUUUACAAUCCAAUUUCAAAUCAUGUGGACAAAAAUUACCACAUGGUCUAACAGUGACCAGGAGCGAAACUGGGCUUUAUUUCACCCAGGUCAAAGAGGCAGUUUGGCACAUACACCCCCCACACACACACAUUUGCAUACACAUGCAAAGGGACUGGAAACCUCAAAGGCACUCCUCUGGAGGCUUCACCCAGGGCAAAGAAAUCUGGCUAGACAUCCCCCCCCCCCAUAGCUAUGGCACUGUAGUGACAUCAGGUGAUUGACAGGUAGGCAGCCUCACCCUCUUGUCCAGCCCUGCAGCAAGGAAAUUGUGUGCCCACUGGCGGAGGAAGAGGUGUGCGGGAGGAGUGCAUCGCUCCCAGCAGUGCAAUCCUGGUGGGGUGCCAUCACGGCUGUCCCCUCGCCUGUGCUGGGCACCAUGCCCCUACGGCCAGCGCCAGCCCUGCUCCCGCCUGCUCUCUGCCCCCUCCCGGUGCCCGAGCAUGAAGCUCCGCCACUGUAUGUGCCAACUCCUCUAUGGUCUCCACCCCCAUCGUUCUACUCGGACACUGAGGUCCAGCAACCGAGGGCCUUCUGGUGGUUCCCUCACUGCGAGAAGCCAAGUUACAGGGAACCAGGCAGAGGGCCUUCUCGGUAGUGGCGCCCACCCUGUGGAACACCCUCCCACCAGAUGUCAAAGAGAACAACAACUACCAGACAUUUAGAAGACAUCUGAAGGCAGCCCUGUUUAGGGAAGCUUUUAAUGCUUGAUGUAUUAUAGUAUUUUAAUAUUUUUUUGGAAGCCGCCCAGAGUGGCUGGGGAAGCCCAGCCAGAUUGGCGGGGUAUAAAUAAUAAAUUAUUAUUAUUAUUAUUAUUAUUAUUAUUAUUAUUAUGGUGCAGAAUGAAGCUCUGCUUGAGUGUGUGAACCAGGCUUUGAAAAAUGAUACCACACUUCAGUGCUCAUGUUUUCAGCUAAAGAAAUCGCACGUUCAGAAUUAAAAGUCAUAGUUGCCAUUAAUAUUUGACAGAGAAGCCUGUCUAACAUGGUUAAUAAUGGAGCAGAGCUUUAGGUGACAUCUAAGUAAAAGGUUUUGUUUAGAUUCUUGGAAUAAGCUGUGCUCACCGAACAAUGCAGAGUGGCAGAUUCCAUAAAAUCUCGAUGUGUUUGCAGAGAAUCCAUCUGAUAAAUUACGCACCGCACAUUAUUCAUGCCCUUUUAAAGUAUGGAAACCCCGCUUCAUGCAAGAGACUUUAGUGCACAUCCCUUUGAAAACGCCUCUUGCUCAUUCCGUUUCAGUCGUGCUUGAAUAUGGAAAUUCCUAAACAGUUUACCGGGUGGUGUGAUGGUCUUCAUUCAAUUCCUGUUUGGUUAUUCUGCAGGGAUCUUCGCUGGAAUGGACGGAUGGCUCUGGGGCAAAUUUCCUUCAGCGUCCACUGAGCUCAAUUCUUCAUGUUUUUGGGGAAGCAAUUAACAGUUUUCUGCACAGUCGCAUUUGCUUAAAGAUAAAUCUAGGAGGUACACUGUAAUCCACAAAUAUGAUAUAUGUAUUUGUUUAGUUCAUCCUAGAAAGCUAGGUUUCCUCCACUUUUCAAAAUUCUAAGUAUUAAAUACUCCUCUGGUCACUUUCCCAGCAAUUGAUGCUUUAAGCUAAAGUGAUAUUUAACACUUUACAUGUUGGUUGUGUUUUGUUUGCUUUGUGCCAUUGAAAUGCCAUUGGAUACAGCAAGCUGAUGUUAAUUUUAGGACAUCAUUGAGUGCAAUUUGCAUCAAAGUUCCACUGCAGAAUAGAGUGAACUCCCUAAAAAGGAAGUUUAGAGCUGAUUCACUCCCACCCUCCUCAAAUUAGGCAUUAUUUUUAUCAAACUAGUUCAAUGCCCAGCUGAACAACAUUGCAGCAGUUGGUUGUCCAGGGAUUUCAUUUUGGGAUAACAUCUACAUUCAUCUUCAGUUUCACUGUAGAAAAUUUGGUGGCUGCCAUGUCUUGAGAAAUUUGGCAAGCGUUAGCAAACCUGUUUUGACUUUCCUUGAAAUCACUCAGUAUUUUAUUUCAGGAUAAAUAUCCAUAUUCUCCUUAGGUGCAACCCACCUUAGGUGCAUUUUCAGUCACAACCCUAAUUGCAAAGUUUACGUUCAAAUGCAAAUUUUACAUUCUCCAGGCUCGUAUGUUGCUUGGAACUUUUAAAAGUAGUUUGGCAAACCUAUUGAGGACAUAACUGGUGCUCCAGAAAGGCUUGGAGCACACAACUUCAUUGGGGAGAAAUUCCAGAAGAGUGGUCAUAUUAUUCUGUUCUUUAUGCUGGAGCAAAAGGGCUUUUAUGAUGGCCAUAUCAUUCUGUGUGUGGUGGAAGUAAUUUGAGCAUACAUUUCUUGCCCUGAAAACAAAUGCAUUUUAGUGUGCCCAAACCACCUCUGUUGUUUAGUCGUUUAGUCGUGUCCGACUCUUCGUGACCCCAUGGACCAGAGCACGCCAGGCACUUCUGUCCUCCACUGCCUCCCGCAGUUUGAUCAAACUCAUGCUGGUAGCUUCAAGAACACCAUCCAACCAUCUCAUUCUCUGUCGUCCCCUUCUCCUUGUGCCCUCCAUCUUUCCCAACAUCAGGGUCUUUUCCAGGGAGUUUCUCUUCUCAUGAGGUGGCCAAAGUAUUGGAGCCUCAGCUUCAGGAUCUGUCCUUCCAGUGAGCACUCAGGGCUGAUUUCCUUAAGAAUGGAGAGGUUUGAUCUUCUUGCAGUCCAUGGGACUCUCAAGAGUCUCCUCCAGCACCAUAAUUCAAAAGCAUCAAUUCUUCGGCGAUCAGCCUUCUUUAUGGUCCAGCUCUCACUUCCAUACAUCACUACUGGAAAAACCAUGGCCUUUACCAUACGGACCUUUGUAUGGUCCGUAUGGUAUGAUAAACCACCUCUACCACACUAAAACUGUAACAUCUCCUGUCCCCCUGAAAUAGUAAGGGUACCAGAUGCAUAUAAAGUGAGUAAUGAGCUGCCCAAAGAAAAUCACUCACACAUUUUGUGGCAGAUGUACAAUCUUCUCUUAAGCGUAAAAUUCAGACGAAACAAUUGAUUCCUGUUUGCAGUGAAGGGAACAGAACUCAGCCCUCGCUGGCUGAUCAUUUUGCCUAUCAUGUGGCUAUUUUUCCUCUCUGCUCCCCAGAGGGUAUUUUCAAGUUUUAAUAAACUGAAUGGGUUUAAUAUAACCUUGUAAGUUUAUUCAAUUAAGCUUUUGUCUAGUGCUUGCUUUGGCAGCACGUAUACUAAAAUUGGAACGAUACAGAGAAGAUUAGCAUGGCCCCUGCGCAAGGAUGACACGCAAGUUCGCGAAGUGUUCCAUAUUUUUAGUGGGACGCGGGUGGUGCUGUGGGUUAAACCACAGAGCCUGGGGCUUGCCGAUCAGAAAGUCGGCGGUUCGAAUCCCCACGACGGGGUGAGCUCCCGUUGCUCGGUCCCUGUUCCUGCCAACCUAGCAGUUCAAAAGCACGUCAAAGUGCAAGUAGAUAAAUAGGCACCACUCCGGCGAGAAGGUAGACGGCGUUUCCGUGCGCUGCUCUGGUCCACCAGAAGCGGCUUAGUCAUGCUGGCCACAUGACCCGGAAGCUGUACGCCGGCUCCCUCGGCCAAUAAAGCGAGAUGAGCGCCGCAACCCCAGAGCUGGUCACGACUGGACCUAAUGGUCAGGGGUCCCUUUACCUUUACCCUUUACCUAUAUAGACAAGCUUAAUUGAAUAAACUUACAAGGUGCUUGGCAUUUUUGAUGAGAAGAUAAUAUUUUUCUAAUGAAUUCUUGGAUUUUAUUUUGUUUUUUAUUCACUACUUGCUUUUCUUCCAGGCCAGGGUAACUGGGAUGGCUCUGAUUGCAAAAAGAAGCUACCCUUCGUCUGCAGCUACAAACCCAACCUGACACCCCCAUAAUCGCAACAGAAAAAUAAUACAACCUCUUCUACUUAACCUGCUUUAACAAACACGGACAUGGACAAAAUCAAGUUUUUUGCUUAAGUGCUACUUGUUGAAUGUGGUCCAGAUAUUGACACAUGCCAUUAUUUAGAGUUCGUGCUACUUAAAUAAAGUCUGGCUCAAUUUGAGUGCUUAACAAGAUCUAUGUGCUACUUAACCUCCACGGGGAUUUGAGGAAUAUUGAUGAG